AGCUGGAUGGACUAAUGGACAGAUGGACAGACAGGCAGCCCCUUUGACUACAUGGACAGACAGACAUACUGCCUCCAUUCUGGAUGAGUUUCUUCUGGAAAGAAGGGCAUUCUUCCUCCUCCAUCCCUCCAGAGCUGCCCCUGGCCCCACAAAGCAGAGCCCUGCCUGGCCAACACUGGCAGGGGACACCUUGAGGAGGAUGUGAACAAGGAGGCAGUGGAGGACCUCCAGUGGAGCCACCUUGAGGAGGCAGUGCCACCUGUGUCCAGCAGCAGGGAGUUCUGCAGUUUGGGGGCAAUGGGAAGGGAGGGAGAAAUUUGGGGAAAAGAAUGCUUCAUUUUCUGGAAGUGACUCAGUGUUGCGCUCUUCCGCUCGCAGGGAGAUGUUAUUUCAGGAGUGUCCUCUUGCUUGAGCCACGCCAUGCAAAACCAACUUCUGCUGCGGACAGCUUCCUGUACUCAGAAGCAGGGCACUGCUGGCUCUGUUUCAGGGCUGAAACUCAGGGAAGGGAAGCGAUUUGCUCCCAGCUGGCACGGAUUGGCCACGAUCUGGGGUUGUGACAUGCAAAUUCUGCACAUUUUGGGGCCAUGUGGCAAAGGGUGGGACUGCAGUGGUGUCAUGUCUAUGGUCCUCCCCAAAUCAGGAGAUGAAGAAGGAGAGCUUCAGGCUUGGGAACCACAUGGUGGCAUCACCCCACUUUGGAUGGGUUUGCUGUCACUCUUCACAAAAAUCGGAGGGAUUGUAACAAUAAUAAAUCUCAUAAAUGGCAACAAGUUCAACGGGAUGUGUCAGCAUCCUCUUAUGCUCCACUGCAAAGCAAAAGCAGCUUGGGAUGUGGCUGCGAUGCACUCCCCACUCCAUGAUGCUGGACUCAGGACUUUGUCAGACAGAAGACAGACUUUGUACAGCAACUGGUGCUGCUGAUGACCCCUAGCUGACUGCACUUCCUUCCUGCACGUGUUGCGUGCAGUGUAGCAAUGGGAACGGCUGCAUUCCUUCCUUUUAGUGCCCUACCACAGGUCCUGGCUGAUCAAACCAGAGCAGAGCCAGCCCGGUGCGGUGCACAGUACUCACGUCCCCAUCACCAGCAUCAUGCACCCUCCUGCCCUGAGUGCUACCCUCAUGUCUGGGGUGUCGCCAUCGACCAAGAAGAGAUUGCAGACAGACAGACAGGCUGAGCAUCCCGGAGCAUUGCUGCGUGCUGAGGUGUGGAGCAGUCUCUAAGUCAUCCCGCUGCGCUCUGCGUUGCCCCAGUCUGCCGUCCCCAUCCAACCUGGCACCCGUUUCUUGUCUGCAGCCCUGCAGCACAGCACCAUUUGGUGAAACCCUGGCACCAGGCUGCGGUCAGAGCUGUUCACACUUCCACCAGAGGUGUGACAUAGGGCAGCAAGGUGCCAGCCCCAUAGGUGCACCCCGGGGACAGAGGCAGACUGCAAGUGCCACCUCGACCCCAGGCUCCCAAGCUGGCACCGAUGCUGCCAAGAGCCUCUAUUGGCUGAAUAUUGAUUUCGGAGGCUGAUUGCAGUUUAAUGAACACGGAGCAAGAGAGAUGCAGACCCGGGUGACUUAACGAUGUGCUUCAAAAGAAGCUCUGCACAAUGCCCCAGGCACCCAACUCACUCUGUGCUCGGGAUGGACCUAAGAGGACUCCCUCGAGGAACUGAAUCGAAGAAAAACCGUAGUCCAGCUGGCAUCAUUUCCUCCCUGCAGCCUGGCACGCCCCGCUCAUUGGUCCCUCAGUCAUCUCUUCAUUUCUCUCUUUCUUUCCGUUGGGUCUGGGUGCCUCCUUCGGAGGUGGUGGCUAAUCAGUGCACUUAAAAAAGCACUGCUUCCCCAUUGCUGGCCAGUAAGGAAGUCGCUCGCGCGCCCUGCAGCACCGCUCAGCGGCACCCGGACAUGCGGCACAACGCGCGGCCCCUGGGUGUGCUGGCAGCUGUGGCUAAAGGACUCCUCCUGCUCUGGGCCGUGCCUGCACACAGCACUCAGCCCCCAUCCCCGAAGCAGACCCAGGCCUUGGUGAGGCACAUGGCCGAGGAUGCGCAGGAACUCUUCAAACUCUACGAGCAGGAGCAGCACCUGGCCCACAGCUUGUGCCGGGCCAACAGCUCUCUGGAGUGGCUGCGGGGGAAUUUGGGGCCACGGGAGAAGGAUCUACGGGCACUGCAUGGCAGCAUGACUCGCAUGGAGCGGGAGCUGCAGGACAUCACCCUGCACCAGAGCAACCUCCAUCCACCCGAUGCCGCCAUCCUGCACCGCCUCCGCGGCGCCCACCUGAAGGUGCGCGGGCUGCUGGCCCACCUGCACGACACCAUGGAGGCCCGCGGCAUCGUCCCCUCCACCAUCCCUCCAUCCCGGGGGCCGGCGGCCAGCAAGGUGUUCCAGCAGAAGCUGCGGGGCUGUCGCGUGCUGUGGAACUACGCCCGCUUCGUGGCCAAGCUCAGCGCCCGCAUGGAGCGCAUGGAGCGCACGCGGGCACGGCGCGAGGAGAGGGGCCGGCGGCGAGGCCGGCGACGGGGAUGGAGGACAACCAGACCCUAAAGGAGACCUCCAUGCCAACACCAAGCCUGCAGGGCUGCGCUCGGAUGUAGAGCUGUGCCCGGUGCUGGCACCGGGGUCACUGUGGGUUGGUGACAGCCUGCCCUGCCGGAUUUUCCAGUGAUUCAAUGGGUCCGGUGACACGGCCUGACUAAGGGGCCCAACACCCGCACACGGCACAGCACCGGCUGUGAGAGCCGCCUGUCCGUCCCCCUGCAACCCCCACUGCCAUCUCAGGGGGUUUGGUGACCCUGGAAAUCAGAGCCCCUGAGAGCUUGGUGUCCUUUCCAUCAUCUUGGUGUCCUUCCCAUCAUCUUGGUGUCCUUCCCGUCUUGGUGUCCCCACUCAUGUGGUGUCCCUUUGAGCUUGGGGUCCCUACUAGUUCUGGGACCCUUCAAGCUUGGUAUCCUUGUGAGCUUUGUGUCCCCACUCCCUUGAUGUCCCUAUUAGCUUUGUGUCUCUGCAAGUCUUAUUUUCCCUUCAAGCUUGAUGUCCCCACUCAGUUGGUGACCCCACUCACUUGACAUCCCUAUGAGUUUGGGGGUCCCAGUUAAUUUUGUGUCCCUCCUACCUUGGUGUCCCUUCAAGUUUGGUGUCCCCACUUGAUUGGUGACCCCACUAAUUUGACAUCCCCACAAGCUUGGGGACCCUAUUAAUUUUGUGUCCCUCCUACCUUGAUGUCCCCACUCACUUCACAUCCCCACUCGGUGUCCCCACGCACACGGUGUCCCCUCUCAGCAUCCUCAUGCGCACACUGAGCUCACCUCUGUGUUUUCCUCCUCACCCCUCCUCACUCUCUGUCCCCAUCAUCCCUGUGCCCACCCCGUCCCCUCAUCACCUCACAGCCCUGGGGUGUCCCCAGGUGUUGGGCACAGCCCUGUGCUCUGGCAGUGGGCACCGACCCCCCCAUAACUUAUACAUGACAGUGGUUCCUGUAUUUAUUGAAGCCGUCAAAUUAAUUUAACGCAUCCCCGCGCUGGGGACGAAUAUUUAAGUUUACACUUUUAAUAUAUAAAUGGAUAUCUAUUUUUGUUAUUUUUUUUUAAUCGUAUUGUGUUAAAGUAUAAAUGUGAUAUUUUAUUUAUGAAUGCAAAUAUUAUUUUGUACUGGAAGAGGGGACCAACCCUUUAUUUUUCUAUGGCAGCAGAU
This is a messenger RNA of Tympanuchus pallidicinctus (lesser prairie-chicken), 3684 nucleotides long. RefSeq lists its product as uncharacterized. The transcript has 3 exons. Lineage: Eukaryota; Metazoa; Chordata; Aves; Galliformes; Phasianidae. The coding region runs from base 1897 to 2538 and encodes 213 amino acids. The record is from RefSeq and is a predicted model, not a curated record. Gene Ontology annotation, biological process: negative regulation of neuron apoptotic process; immune response; ciliary neurotrophic factor-mediated signaling pathway. Gene Ontology annotation, cellular component: extracellular region. Gene Ontology annotation, molecular function: ciliary neurotrophic factor receptor binding; cytokine activity.